Molecule: messenger RNA, 2948 nt
Organism: Oldenlandia corymbosa var. corymbosa
Lineage: Eukaryota; Viridiplantae; Streptophyta; Magnoliopsida; Gentianales; Rubiaceae
Source: the annotation of a GenBank genome assembly
UAUAGGCUUUUGGGUAAGCCGGUUAGCUCGCUUUUCUCUCGUACAGCAAUUGUUUUAUGUUUUUCCGGGAUUAAGAUAAACAUUGGAAGAAGUGACAAAUUUCACUUUCAGGGCGUGAUCUCCGACUGACAUGGCGGAAAUCAGGAGCGUCGGUGUGGUUGGAGCCGGUCAGAUGGGCUCCGGGAUUGCCCAGCUGGCCGCCGUUAAUGGCGUCGACGUCUGGCUUCAUGAUACUGAUGCUGAAGUUCUCGGGAGAGCCCAGACUUCCAUUUCGAAAAAUAUCCAGCGUCAAGUCUCGAAAGGAAGCAUUUCCCAGGAUAAUGGUGCCGAUGCUAUUAGGCGUUUGAAGUUUACUACCAAGUUGAGUGAUUUUCAUUCUGUUGAUUUGGUGAUUGAGGCUAUUGUGGAGUCAGAGGAUGUGAAAAAAGGUGUUUUUGCUCAAUUGGAGAAAAUUGUGAAAAGCUCUACCAUCCUGGCAUCCAAUACCAGUUCCAUCUCCAUUACUCGUUUAGCCACAGCAACUAGUCGGCCGGGCCAGGUAAUUGGUAUGCAUUUCAUGAACCCUCCACCAAUCAUGAAACUAGUGGAGAUCAUUAGAGGGGCAGAUACAUCUGACCAAACGUAUGAUGCUGUUAGAUGCUUGGCUGAAAGGUGGGGAAAGACAGUAAUUUUUUCCAAUGACUAUCCUGGCUUCAUUGUGAACCGCAUUUUGAUGCCAAUGAUAAAUGAAGCAUUCCACACACUUCAUACGGGAGUCGCCACUAAGGAAGACAUUGAUACAGGAAUGAAACUGGGUACUGGCCAUCCAAUGGGUCCUCUAGAACUCGCUGAUUUCAUUGGACUUGAUGUUUGCUUGUCAAUAUUGAAAGUCCUUCACGCUGGCCUUGGGGACAAUAGAUAUGCCCCUUGCCCUCUUCUUGUGCAGUAUGUGGAUGCCGGUCGACUUGGCAGGAAACGUGGUAUUGGGGUCUACAACUAUAGUACAGGACCCAAGGAGAUAAAACCAGUGGCUCAACUUUAACUCUGUUGAAGUGUGGUAACUUGAAGGCAUCUCAAAAUAAUUGUCAUUGCCCCAUAAUUUGUCAUGAUAGCAUGAGCUUCCGUAGUUCUGAAGGUAUGAUUAUUCUGUAUGUAGAUACUUCCACACUUAAGUUCAAUAAUCUCGCUGUAAUGUACCCUUAGAAAUGUGAAGUACACAGGAUCAAUGUACUUAUGCAGAGAUGGAGAAGAAAAGCGAUUCCGCAAACUUAUAUAUAGUAGAUAUUUGGUGUGAAACAAAAUGUUUGAGCCCUCACCGCUAAUCUACCAAAUUUACCAGUCUUCUCUUAGUAUGCAACUGUUGUUAGUCAAUCAAAUAGGGAUCCAAUCACUGUAUGUGCUCUAUUUUAGCUUUAAUUGUCAUGCUCCUUGGGUACUAUAUUAUUAAGAUAGCCCCUCAAUAAUAUGAUGCUUUUCUCGAUUGUGCUUGCCAGUUGCCUCUAAAGUCUAGCCAAACCUAAAUUUCUUAUAUGCUGUUGAAUGCACCAGAAAAAGUAGCCCAUGCUUUUCAAUGUUUAUGGCCUAGCAAGGCCCACAAAAGUUCCCUGUUCUGGUUAGGAUAUUCAUAAUUCAUCCAAUUCUGAAUGUCUCAAUCACACUUUCCACUCCCUAGCUGUCUUCUCUAUAGCCAUGUGGGAUGGUGAGAGUGAGUGAAAAGGAAUCCAAAGGACGGAAAAUGAUGCCAUUCUCUUUCUCUUAAAAGAGGACUGAAAGAAAACCAGGACAAAAAGGAAGAGGGGCUUUUGUUUAUUUGAGUGGCAAUCUGCACCUCAUAUGAGAUUUUAGUGGGGAGGAAGAACGAAAGAAAGAAGGGAAGUUAUGAAGUUCUUGUUUCAGUGCCCAUGUUGCUCGUGUUUCUGCUUCAUGAAGCCUAAGAAAGGGAAACCAAAGGUGAAAGAUUCCAAGGCAGAGGUGAAGGAAGCGGCUAAGGAGGAAGUGAAGGAAGCAAAAGCAGAGUAAUUAAGCGCCAAUUGAGUAAAAACAUUCUUUCUUUUGUCUCUACAUUUUGGUUUCUUGGUUGCGCAUUGUUAGUAGAAACCCGCAAUUCUAUGUGCUUCUAAUCAUGUAUUGAGUGGUAAGAUUCUGCCUGGAUGCUUUUAGAUGAUUUAAGGGGAUGAACUUCCUUUGAAUGUUGAAGGAAUGGUAAUAAAAUGUCACAUGUAAGCAAUUUGACAUUCUAAUUAAUGCAAGUAUUCUGCUAUCCUCUUUUAUUAGUAUGAUUGGUUAGAAAUGGUUCUCUCCUUGAGGUUGAGGGCCCUCUUCUCGGUUCUCUAUCGCCUCUACUGAAUGCAGUAGAUGAUGAUUCUAUUAUCUCAAAUGGGCCGCGAACGGCAAGAGUUAGGGUUGAUUAGAUUCACGUUCUUAUGGAGACUCUGCAUUUCUUUUUCUUUUACGGAGUCAUAUUAUGGUUGAGCAUGACGAAGACAUUUCUCGACGAGGAUUAAGUCAAACCAAGAAUAUGUGUACUGUAUUUGCUAGACUCUAUUUUAACUUACAAAUGGUUUGUCUUUGAGGAACAAUUCACCGGAAAGUGCAUAAGAUCUUACCUGAAUGGCUGAAUUCGAUCCUCAAUUUUUUUAUUUUUUGGGUAGAAAUCGAUCCUCAAAUUACUUUAUAAGUUUGUAAUGUUAGCUACUUAUGUAGAGUGAAGACGGAAGCAGUCAGUUUUUGCCAAGCGACCAGUGUUUCCAAAAAUCCUUGUGAAAUCUGAUUCCCAAAAUAGCGAUUGACAAGGGCAAUGUAAAUAUAUUUGUAGCGAAAAUAAUUUUUGUGCCGAUACUCUAACAUAAUAGGAGGCAUCAGACUUCUUGUACGGAGAUCUAUAUUUCUUUGAUAUAGUCCAAAAUAUAAACAUCUGCUUCUAGACUCUAGAGCACUAGAGCAUGACUAAGUCGAAUGUGAAUUAUGUA